UGGAGACACGGUUCCUGUUUCUAAUGUAACACGGUUCCUGUUUCUAAUGUAACACGGUUCCUGUUUCUAUGGUGACACGGUUCCUGUUUCUCCAGUCACCUGUUGAUCACGGCGACCCACAUGUACUGUCUGAGGGAGAUCGCGUCCAGGAAGGGUUUCGCCUACAUCCAGUCCAGACAGGCCCUCAACAGCGUAGUCAAGAUCACCUCCAAGAAAAAACACCCAGAACUCAUCACCUUCAAGUUCGGCAACAGCAACACUGCUGGAAUAGAGAUCUCUGCUGUGGAGAGGUAUCUGAUCCCCAACGCCGGUGACGCCACCAAGGCCAUUAAACAGCAGAUCAUGAAGGUUCUGGAUGCCCUGGAGAGUUCCUAGAGACAGACGGGGAUACAUGAGAGACGUCUGUCAGCUGAGGGCCGGGAGGGGAGACGUCUGUCAGCUGAGGGCCGGGAGGGGAGACGUCUGUCAGCUGAGGGCCGGGAGGGGAGACGUCUGUCAGCUGAGGGCCGGGAGAGGAGACGUCUGUCAGCUGAGGGCCGGGAGGGGAGACGUCUGUCAGCUGAGGGCCGGGAGGGGAGACGUCUGUCAGCUGAGGGCCGGGAGGGGAGACGUCUGUCAGCUGAGGGCCGGGAGGGGAGACGUCUGUCAGCUGAGGGCCGGGUGCUCUCUAUUGAUAUCUCUCUCCCUUUCUCUCUGUCCUCCUCCUCUUCCCAGCCAGGACCAGGACAGAUCCUGUGUUGACUGACUGUUAACCCCUCCCUGUCUGUCGGGCUGAGGGUGUCGUCUCCCUCCCUGGUUGCUGAGGACCUGAGAGAAUGAUUGACUGACUGGAUGAGUCCCAAACAGCACCCUAUUCAAUAUAUAGUCCUAUCGGGCUUGGUCGAAAGUAGUGCACUAUAUAGGGAAUAGGGCUCUGGUCUAAAGUAGUGCACUAUAUAGGGAAUAGGGCUCUGGUCUAAAGUAGUGCACUAUAUAGGGAAUAGGGCUCUGGUCUAUAGUAGUGCACUAUAUAGGGAAUAGGGUUCCAUCUGGGACGCAUCCUGUGACUGAUGCUCCCUAUUCACCACCCUGGUCUCCUCAUCCUGUCUGACAUACAUGGGUUACACCCUCCAUUACCCUGGUCUCCUCAUCCUGUCUGACAUACAUGGGUUACACCCUCCAUUACCCUGGUCUCCUCAUCCUGUCUGACAUACAUGGGUUACACCCUCCAUUACCCUGGUCUCCUCAUCCUGUCUGACACCCUCCAUUACCCUGGUCUCCUCAUCCUGUCUGACACCCUCCAUUACCCUGGUCUCCUCAUCCUGUCUGACACCCUCCAUUACCCUGGUCUCCUCAUCCUGUCUGACACCCUCCAUUACCCUGGUCUCCUCAUCCUGUCUGACACCCUCCAUAACCCUGGUCUCCUCAUCCUGUCUGACACCCUCCAUUACCCUGGUCUCCUCAUCCUGUCUGACACCCUCCAUUACCCUGGUCUCCUCAUCCUGUCUGACACCCUCCAUUACCCUGGUCUCCUCAUCCUGUCUGACACCCUCCAUUACCCUGGUCUCCUCAUCCUGUCUGACACCCUCCAUUACCCUGGUCUCCUCAUCCUGUCUGACACCCUCCAUUACCCUGGUCUCCUCAUCCUGUCUGACAUACAUGGGUUACACCCUCCAUUACCCUGGUCUCCUCAUCCUGUCUGACAUGCAUGGGUUACACCCUCUAUUACCCUGGUCUCCUCAUCCUGUCUGACAUACAUGGGUUACACCCUCCAUUACCCUGGUCUCCUCAUCCUGUCUGACAUACAUGGGUUACCCCCUCCAUUACCCUGGUCUCCUCAUCCUGUCUGACAUACAUGGGUUACACCCUCCAUUAUCCUGGUCUCCUCAUCCUGUCUGACAUACAUGGGUUACACCCUCCAUUACCCUGGUCUUCUCAUCCUGUCUGACAAACAUGGGUUACACCCUCCAUUACCCUGGUCUCAUCCUGUCUGACAAACAUGGGUUACCCCCUCCAUUACCCUGGUCUCCUCAUCCUGUCUGACAAACAUGGGUUACACCCUCCAUUACCCUGGUCUCCUCAUCCUGUCUGACAAACAUGGGUUACACCCUCCAUUACCCUGGUCUCCUCAUCCUGUCUGACAAACAUGGGUUACACCCUCCAUUACCCUGGUCUUCUCAUCCUGUCUGACAAACAUGGGUUACACCCUCCAUUACCCUGGUCUCAUCCUGUCUGACAAACAUGGGUUACCCCCUCCAUUACCCUGGUCUCCUCAUCCUGUCUGACAAACAUGGGUUACACCCUCCAUUACCCUGGUCUCCUCAUCCUGUCUGACAAACAUGGGUUACCCCCUCCAUUACCCUGGUCUCCUCAUCCUGUCUGACAAACAUGGGUUACACCCUCCAUUACCCUGGUCUCCUCAUCCUGUCUGACAAACAUGGGUUACACCCUCCAUUACCCUGGUCUCCUCAUCCUGUCUGACAAACAUGGGUUACACCCUCCAUUACCCUGGUCUCCUCAUCCUGUCUGACAAACAGUGCAUUCGGAAACUAUUCAGACCCCUUGACGUUUUCCAUAUUUUGUUAAGUUACAGAAUUACUCUAAAAUGUAUUAUUUUUUCCCCUCAUCA
This is a messenger RNA of Salvelinus namaycush (lake trout), 2608 nucleotides long. RefSeq names its product TBC1 domain family member 23-like. The transcript has 2 exons. Lineage: Eukaryota; Metazoa; Chordata; Actinopteri; Salmoniformes; Salmonidae. The coding region runs from base 121 to 375 and encodes 84 amino acids. Gene Ontology annotation, biological process: embryonic brain development; retrograde transport, endosome to Golgi. The record is from RefSeq and is a predicted model, not a curated record. Gene Ontology annotation, cellular component: trans-Golgi network.